This is a messenger RNA of Truncatella angustata, 1122 nucleotides long. RefSeq lists its product as uncharacterized. NCBI's taxonomy places the organism in Eukaryota, Fungi, Ascomycota, Sordariomycetes, Amphisphaeriales, Sporocadaceae. The transcript has a single exon. Bases 1 to 1122 code for a protein of 373 amino acids. The record is from RefSeq and is a predicted model, not a curated record.
AUGCUGCUGUUACCCACCGAAGACAUAAUCUAUCUCGCAUCGGAACGCUUCACGCCCAAACCUCUGAUCGCGGAUAUCAUCCGGACGCGCUACUGCAUUCCGGGGUCCAUUUUCCUGGUUGAAGCGGUCGAUGUUUUCGAAGCCUCAAAGAUAAAGAGACGGCGCGGUGUACGGCUAUUGCUAGGAGACGGCGAACUGUGCAUUCAGGCCCUGCUCGGAGGUGAGAUGCACAGAUAUGUCGAUCGUGGCGACGUUACCAUUGGAUCUUAUGUGAAGCUGGAGAGCUUCGAUCUGGCGCGCAUCGAGCGCGAAGACUCCGUUAAUGGGGAGGACAACAGUGCAAAAGAUGCUGGCACAUCCAGGAUCGUUUAUUUGAUAGUGGAAGAUUUGAUCCACGUCGGCUGGAAUAACAGGCUACUUGCUAUGCUUGAAGCCGCAAACCCAAAGCAUGAACCGACGAAGGCUAUAGAAUCAACAGACGAUGACCUUGAGAAGCCCGAGAAUCGAACUGAGCCAAGCGGAACAGCCAAAGAUCUUUCCUGUCCAGAUGCAGCCUUUCUGGAGGAAGUUGCAGAUGCAGAGGACGACUUCGAGGUCAUGAAUAUUCCCGAGCAGAAAAUGACCCAAAAGAGAGAAGAGAUCGCAGCACAGCAAGAGUCGCCGUCGGACUAUGCUGUCCCUCCGAACACCCAGCGCCUGCCGUGGUCUACUGUCGAUCCACGGAAGCCCCUCAAACUCACACCACUCCGCUCAAUACCCAAUUUGCCCUAUAAGCAGAACUGGUCAACCAACGUCUUGGCGGUCGUUGCAUCGAUAUCUGAACUUCAGCCCUCAACGCUGCCACCAGGCAAUCAACGAGUUGCUCGGCUGGCUGAUCCGUCCACACCAAAGCAGGUGCACUUGACCAUCUUUCUCGAUCCUUCCGAGUUCACACCGUCAGUUGGCAGCGUUGUUUUGUUGCUAGGGGUAAAAAACCAUAGAUUCGAUGGGGGAAGCCUGAAGAAGUACGCUAGUGAUUGGCCUGGCCAUGGUGGUAGAUGGUGGUUUGAGAACCCUACCCAAUUCACUUGGUGUGAUGUACGAGGAUUAACGGCAUGGUGGAGGCAUAUUCACCUCAAAUAA